This is a messenger RNA of Saccoglossus kowalevskii, 2883 nucleotides long. RefSeq names its product mucin-2-like. Lineage: Eukaryota; Metazoa; Hemichordata; Enteropneusta; Harrimaniidae. The record is from RefSeq and is a predicted model, not a curated record.
GAUUUAUAACAGAAACAACAACUUCUGAUGUUGUGUCAUCAACAUUACCACCAAUUUCCACCCGAGAAACAUUUGAAACAACAGCUCAAACUGAAUCUACUCAGAACAUUAUUACAACAGAAGAAACGGCCACUGAAGAAACUGAUUAUACCUUGGUUUCUGGUACUGAUCUAACUAAAACAUCUGAACGUGCAACAACUACAUUUGAAAGUUCUACUUCAACUGAUUUGCCUACAGGAUUUAUGACAGAAACUGCAACAUCUGAUGUUGUCUCAUCAACAUUACCACCAAUUUCCACCCAAGAAUCAUUCAAAACAACAGCUCAAACUGAAUCUACUCGGAACAUUAUUACAACAAAAGAAACAGUCAGUGAAGGAACUGAUUACACCCAGCCAAUUAUUACAACAGAAGAAGCAGUCACUGAAAGGCGACAACAGAAUGUGUACAAUAUAAACCAGUCAAACAAUUUAAAAGGUUAUUUAGAGUUGAAUUACAGUUUUACAAGGAAUCCUGGCGUACUCAGCUUGAAAACAAGAACUCUUGUCUAUUUCACCAGAAAGCCAUAUUUUUCUACAAAGAAGAAUGGAAGCCUUAUUGUUGAUAGUACUGUUGAAGUAGACGACAACACUAAUCACAAUAAGACAGAUAUUGAAGAUGCCCUAGUAAAUUCCCAAGGAAUUUUUAAUGAUUCAGUAAUUUUAUCCAUUCAAGAAAUUUAUGAAUCUACAACUGGUGAUUAUAUAACAUACUUUGGCAGUACUCCAUUGACUGAUUCAUCACGUGUAGUUAGUACAGGCGCUACAGAAAUAACAAAUGGACCAACCACAGUUCCGAUAUCACCUGAUACAACAAUGAUAACAGACACAACACCAGUUACUGAACGUACAACACAAGUCAUAACUGAGACUAUCAGGACAGAAGCAACCCAGUUUGCAGGUAAUCAAACUACUGAGCCAACAUUUACUGAUCUGACAUCAGUUAUCACAGAGGCAGACACAACACCAGUUACUGAACGUACAACAACAGUCAUAACUGAGACUAUCAAGACAGAAGCAACCCAGUUUGCAGGUACUCAAACUACUGAGCCAACAUUUACUGAUCUGACAUCAGUUAUCACAGAGGCAGACACAACACCAGUUACUGAACGUACAACAACAGUCAUAACUGAGACUAUCAAGACAGAAGCAACCCAGUUUGCAGGUACUCAAACUACUGAGCCAACAUUUACUGAUCUGACAUCAGUUAUAACAGAGGCAGACACAACACCAGUUACUGAACGUACAACAACAGUCAUAACUGUGACUGUCAGGACAGAAGCAACUGAUGAAUCUACCCAGUUUACAGGAACUCAAACUACUGAGCCAAUAUUUACUGAUCUGUCAUCAGUUAUUACAGAGGAAGGUACAACUCCAGUUACUGAACGUACAACACCUGUCAUAAGUGAGACUGUCAGGACAUCCCCAACUGAUGAAUCUACCCAGUUUACAGAGUCAGACACAGCACCAGUUACUGAACGUACAACACCAGUCAUAACUGAGACUAUCAGGACAGAAGCAACCCAGUUUGCAGGUACUCAAACUACGGAGCCAACAUUUACUGAUCUGACAUCAGUUAUUACAGCGGCAGACACAACUCCAGUUACCGAACGUACAUCACCUGUCAUAACUGAGACUGUCAGGACAUCCCCAACUGAUGAAUCUACCCAGUUUACAGGUACUCAAACUACUGAGCCAACAUUUACUGGUCUGUCAUCAGUUAUGACAGAGACAGACACAACUCCAAUUACCGAACGUACAACACCAGUCAUAACUGCGACUGUCAGGACAUCCCCAACAGAUGAAUCUACCCAGUUUACAGGUACUCAAACCACUGAGCCAACAUUUACUGAUCUGUCAUCAGUUAUUACAGAGGAAGAUACAACUCCAGUUACUGAACGUACAACACCAGUCAUAACUGAGGCUAUCAAGACAGAAGCAACCCAGUUUGCAGUUAUUACAGAGGCAGACACAACACCAGUUACUGAACGUACAACACCUGUCAUAACUGCGACUGUCAGGACAUCCCCAACAGAAGAAUCUACCCUGUUUACAGGUACUCAAACCACUGAGCCAACAUUUACUGAUCUGUCAUCAGUUAUUACAGAGGAAGAUACAACUCCAGUUACUGAACGUACAACACCAGUCAUAACUGAGACUAUCAGGACAGGCGCAACCCAGUUUGCAGUUAUCACAGAGGCAGACGCAACACCAGUUACUGAACGUACAACACCAGUCAUAACUGAGACUGUCAGGACAGAAGCAACUGAUGAAUCUACCCAGUUUACAGGUACUCAAACUACAGAGCCAAUAUUUACUGAUCUGUCAUCAGUUAUUACAGAGACAGACGCAACACCAGUUAGUGAACGUACAACAACAGUCAUAACUGCGACUGUCAGGACAGAAGCAACUGAUGAAUCUACCCUGUUUACAGUUAUUACAGAGGAAGAUACAACUCCAGUUACUGAACGUACAACACCUGCCAUAACUGAGACUGUCAGGACAGAAACAACUGUUGAAUCUACACAGUUUACAGAAAUUCAAACUGCAGGACCCUCAUUUUCCGAUCUGUCAUCAGUUAUCACAGAGACAGAUACAACACUAUUCAUAACUGAGACUGUCAAGACAGACGCAACUGAUGAAUCUACCCAGUUUACAGGUACUCAAACUACUAAGCCAACAUUUACUGGACUGUCAUCAGUUAUUUCAGAGGAAGAUACAACUCCAGUUACUGAACGUACAACACCAGUCAAAACUGAGACUAUUAGAACAGACGCAACCCAGUUUGCAGGUACUCAAACCACUGAGCCAAUAUUUACUGAUCUGACAUCAAUUAUUACAGAGGAAG